CACGCGCUUUACAGCAAGUGGAGUUCUCUCUCUCGCUUGCUUAUUACUCACUCUCUCUGUCCGUCUAUUUCAGUUCCUUUUCGUCUCUGUUAUAUAAUUGAAUCGCCAAGCGUUGUUGGCGCUCGCUACAUUUCUCUGCGGGAUCAAUCGGAGGUGCUCAUAAUAUAUGGCGUUCGUAACAACCGCUGAAGUUUGUGAUGCAAACCCGCAACUUCUUGUGAGUGGUGAACUCCGAGCACUCCAACCAAUUUUUCAGAUAUAUGGUAGACGCCCGAUGUUCUCUGGACCAAUAGUAACGCUCAAGGUGUUUGAAGACAAUGUUUUGGUUCGUGAGUUUCUUGAGGAGAAAGGAAAUGGCAGAGUUCUCGUGGUAGAUGGUGGUGGGAGUUUAAGGUGUGCCAUAUUGGGAGGCAAUCCUGUAGUACAAGCUCAAAAUAAUGGAUGGGCAGGUAUAGUGGUUAAUGGCUGUAUAAGGGAUGUUGAUGAAAUCAAUGGUUGUGAUAUUGGUGUUAGAGCUCUAGCUUCUCAUCCCAUGAAAGCCAAUAAGAAAGGAAUUGGAGAGAAACAUGUCCCGAUAACCAUUGCUGGGACCAGAAUUUGUGAUGGGGAAUGGCUCUAUGCGGACACCGAUGGCAUCCUAAUUUCUCGCACAGAACUGUCUGUCUGAGCUUCUUGUCCACAAAACAGAUUUUGUGACAACCCAUUUGUGGAAGUAGGCUGUAUUUUUAUGCUUUAUUUGUGAUCUUGUGUUGCUUGAGCUCUUUCUUGAAUUUUAGAACAUGGGAACAAGCAAUGUUGUUCACUCUGCCUAUGUAAAUUGCUGAUGGGUGGGCAAAGUUCACUGGCGUGUUCUUUGAAGGGACCCUUGGUGUCAUUUGAGUUGACUUCCUCCUUUAUGUCCUUGAUCAUCUCAUCGAAACUCUUUGAUAUCUAAUGUUGCCUGAUGGCUUAAUAUGGAGAACAAUUUUAAUAGGA
Molecule: messenger RNA, 975 nt
Organism: Tripterygium wilfordii
Lineage: Eukaryota; Viridiplantae; Streptophyta; Magnoliopsida; Celastrales; Celastraceae
Product: putative 4-hydroxy-4-methyl-2-oxoglutarate aldolase 2
Exons: 2
Coding region: 167-667 (166 amino acids)
Biological process (GO): regulation of RNA metabolic process
Molecular function (GO): ribonuclease inhibitor activity
Source: RefSeq, a predicted model, not a curated record